AUGAUCGAUACUACUAAACUACUCUUGCCUUUAUCAGAUACGAAAAAGAAUAUUGUAUUAUUACUUAAUGGAUGUUUUAAUCCAAUACAUAAUAAUCAUAUUCGUUUAUUAGAAUUAGCACGCGAACAUUUAAAUUCAUUAGAUAUUUAUCAUGUUAUUGGUGGUUAUAUUUCACCAACUCAUGAUGAUAGUAUUCUAAGAAAAAUAUCUGUUCUUCAUACAACAUGGCAAAAUCGUCUCGAAAUAUGUUGUUUAGCUGUUCAUGAUUCAUCAUGGAUUAUGGUUGAUCGAUGGCAAAUAUCUCAAGAGAAAAAUCAUGGUGCACAACAAUCUAAACAACAUUUAAGUGAUUUUCUAAAGAAAAUGUAUCCUUCCAUUGAAGUUGUAUCCAUAUGUGGUGGUGAUGCAUUACCAAAACUGAAAUCAACAUUUAAAAAAGAACUUGUUAUAUGUAUAAUUAAUCGACCAAUAGAUGAUUUUGAUUUUAAUCAAUGGUUUCAAUCAUCAACAAUAAAACCUUAUCAUAAUAAUAUUAUUGUUCUAUAUGAUAAUGAAUGUAUAAAAAAUAUAAGUAGUACUUAUAUUCGUCAACAAAUAAGUAAAAAUCUUUAUGAUACUCUUAUUGAUAUUCUUCAUCCAUCAGCACUUAAUUAUCAUCAUGAACAUAAUAUUAAUUAUCGUCGAUCAAAUGAAACAAUUCUUUGGUCAGAUUUUGAUGAUAAUGAAACUAUUGAACUUGGUCAUGGUCGAUGUGCUACUGUUUAUGCUAAACAAUAUAAAAAGCAACAAGUUGCUGUUAAAGUUAUUCGUGAACGUAAACAAUUUGAACAUGAAUCAAAAAUUUUAACAUUAUUAGUUAAUGAUUCAUCUUAUCAUAUAAAUAUAAUUCGAAUAUUUGGAAUAGGUGAUCAAUUUUGUGUUAUGGAAAAAUGUGAUAUUGAUCUCCUUUCAUAUAUUAAAUUAAAUCGAACAUCAAUAAAUCAAACAUUACGAACCAUUUUUCCAAAUCAACAAUGGUUUCAAUUAAUUGAACAAAUGCUUUCCGGUUUUAUUCAUCUUAUUUCACUUGGAAUUCUUCAUCGUGAUAUAAAAACAGAUAAUAUUCUUUUAUCAAAUAUGAUUGUUAAAAUAUCAGAUUUUAGUGUAUCAAUUAAUGAAAAUUCAAUAACAAAAAUGCCAUUAAGAGGAUCCAUACGUCAUUAUGCACCAGAAGCUAUUGAAGAUAAAAAAGUUUAUACAGAAAAAGCUGAUAUUUAUAUGUUUGGAUGUUUACUUUAUGAAAUAGUUCAUGGUGGCGAACGUAUUUGGAGUGAAAAAUCUACACACGAUGUUGUUCAACAACGUUUAAAUGGUGAAAAACCAAUAUUUUCUGUACAAUCUGAACCAUGGUAUAUUGAUAUAGUUGUACAUGAUUGUUGGGGAAUGGAUCCUAAUCAACGACCAACAUUUGAACAAUUACUAGAAAAAACUCGUUCGAAACAAUAA
Molecule: messenger RNA, 1485 nt
Organism: Rotaria sordida
Lineage: Eukaryota; Metazoa; Rotifera; Eurotatoria; Philodinida; Philodinidae
Source: the annotation of a GenBank genome assembly